This is a messenger RNA of Plasmodium knowlesi strain H, 1062 nucleotides long. RefSeq lists its product as uncharacterized. Bases 1 to 1062 code for a protein of 353 amino acids. Gene Ontology annotation, cellular component: nucleus. The transcript has a single exon. NCBI's taxonomy places the organism in Eukaryota, Apicomplexa, Aconoidasida, Haemosporida, Plasmodiidae. The record is from RefSeq and is a predicted model, not a curated record.
AUGGGGAGGAAGAAGCGAAAAAUAAAUAUCGAACUGAAGCCCUUUUGCUACUACUGUGACAGAGAAUUCGAUGAUGAGAAGGUCCUCAUCCAGCAUCAGAAAGCGAAACAUUUUAAAUGUUUGCAAUGCAAUAGAAGACUAGACGUAGCUAGCGGGUUAGUAGUCCACAUGAUGCAGGUACAUAAAACCAAUUUAAAAACGGUACCCAAUGCUUUGCCCAAAAGAAACGAUCCAGAAGUUAUCAUAAGAGGAAUGGAUGGAGUUCCAGCUGAAAUAAUUGAAGAAAAUUUAAAUAAAUUAAAACAAAAAUUAGGAGAUAAAAAUAUUAAAAGACAACAGAGAGUAAACUGGGCACAAGUCGCCAUGGCACCUACCAUGGAACAAUUUAUGCAGCAAGCUCAGAUGGGCAAUUUCUCUUUCCCAGGAUUUAAUUCUCCAUUAUUACCAACAAGUAACUUAUUACCAAAUGGUCCCUUAGAUCCGAAGAAAAAAAACAUCCCUCCUAUGCCUUUAUUUUUACCGAACAACUUUAAUAUGAUGCAGCCACCACCUUUAGGUGCUAAUAUGUAUCCGCCAGUUAAUCAACAUAGUGGUACUAUGUCUAAUAUUCCCCCUCCUCAUUUGCCAUCCAAUAUGACCCCACCUAAGACUCCCUCGUCUGGCCCACCAGGAUUUCCACCAAACAUUCCAACACUUCCUCCUGGUUCCGCUCAGAAAUAUCCACCCAACAUAAAUUUCCCAGGAUCUGCAUUUCCACAAAAUUUAUCUCCAAAUAUGUUCCAGCCAUCACCCCAUUCGAUGUAUAUGCCACCUGGUCUUGGCCAACCACCAGUCCCUCCUUCAGCCCCACCUAUGAUGCCGCCCCUAAUUCCACCAUCUGCACCACCAGGGAUGACCCCGCACACACCUCUAAACACAACUGAUGUAGACCCAACAAAAUCGGGCACGAAAAACUCAAACAAUGAUGUUAAUAAUAAACAUGGAGAAAUAACCAACCAGGAGCAAUCCCACAGUGAAGACGCGAAUGAAAACCCGAAUGAAAGGGACUCUGUGAAAGGAUAA